AUAAGGGUUCCCUGUCUAUUAUCAUGGAUCUGGUUCUCACUUGUUGCUCAGUAACAAAUCGCAACAGGUACAGCUAUUCCCCGCCCACUUGCUAAAUAUCACUCCCGUGUGUGUAUAUAUAUAGAGGCAGGCAACAAGAGAAAGGCAGAUACUUUUGGAUCUCGACAGAGAGUUAGUCAUCAAUUGUGAGGACUGAGCUGCAGUAUACAGCACAAAAGGAAACAUGCAGAGUGGACUGAUCUUGCUUGUUCAUCAGGAGCAUUCUCUAAACAAGAAAGAAUACCAGCACUGCCAGGAGCAGAGCGAGAUGCCAGCAAAUAUGAAGGAGCAUAGCUUUAUUAAAGGACUGAAGAACCGAUGUUUGCAUCUUUUGCAUCAGCACAAGGCAACCACUAAUUCUUCUCAAGUGACCAUCAAAUCAGAAUCACCAAAACUAACUUUGAAUCCUUCCCGUGAAGAGGUAUUGAAGUGGGCUGAUUCUCUGGACAACUUACUGGCUCAUAAAUAUGGCCUGAUUGCUUUCAAAUCCUUCCUCAAAUCAGAGUACAAUGAUGAGAACAUCGAGUUCUGGCUGGCCUGUGAGGAAUACAAGAAAAUUAAGUCACCUGCAAAACAGGCCUCCAAAGCAAAGAAGAUCUUCACAAAUUUUGUGGAACCAAUGUCUCCGAAAGAGAUCAAUUUAGAUUACUACACCAAAGAGGCAAUCACUCAAAAUCUUCAACAUCCAACCUACACUUGCUUUGAGGCUGCGCAGAAGAAAAUCUACAGUCUGAUGGAAAAUAAUGGCUACAACCGAUUCCUUCAGUCAGAUAUCUACCAAAACAUACUCAAUAAUAGCCAUGAUCAUCACCAAACAUGAAUGCUGUUACUCUUCCACAGAUCAGAUGAUGGUUUCUUCUUGAGCUGUUUUCUGCUGUGACCAAAGUAUUCGGUGUGAAAUCAAAUGACACCAAGAUGCUUGAUGCCUAUAAAUGAUGGGACAUGGAAAAAGAGACCAAAACUUGGAUGUAGAAAGUAUGGCAGAGAGAAUCAAAGAAGUCUUCUCAAAAGCCGAAGAGAGGAGAGUAACAAGGUGUGCCAUGUGGGCAGAAGGCUCAGUUCCCUUCUGGGGCCUGAGCUUCAGGGCUUGGCGUGGUGCUGCAGAGGGCAGCGAAGCAGAACCCAAUAUUUCCUCAGUAGGAAAAGGAACAAAGUAAGGUGGAGAGUCUCCUUGCUAACAGAAGUUUUGUAGUCCAGAAAGAUCUUUAAGAAGCAGGUCUGAAAGGAAGGGGAAACAGAUAAUUUAAGGAAGCAAGGGAACAUAUGCAGUAUCAGAAUGGUACCUGCAUUCAAAAUUGUACUAACACACUGAGAAUGCCAUUCCUCCAUCACUGUAUAUCACAGUACUGACACAGUUGAAUAUCUCCAUGUUAGUCUGGCAACAGAGACUGUAAAAAGUACAUCAGUUGAAAGAGCUAAUUGUUUUGAGCUUGUGUUACAUUGAUCCUUUACCAUACAACAUUACCAUUUCAGUUUGGUGUUCAGUUUUUUACGUAACUAUAAAGAUUGAUUGGCUUAAACCUAAUACAUGUUUUUAUACCAUCAAACGUGAUAUAAGCCAAACAAUCCUGGAGUCUGUAGAAAAUUUUUGACCACUGUUACAGUUCGGAUUGGAAGUGAAAACUUGGUGUGAUGAGCCACAAAAUCCAAUGUAUAAUCUGUGUCUGUCUUUAUACAAGAUAACACAUCCUGUAUGAUGAUAAAGCAACCUUCUGGAUACUGAACUAGACAAUGCUACUUCUGAGGGGCAUAAAUUAUUCAGUGAUUUAUAAUCCAAAAGCAGCAGUUGUCAGAAUCAUGCAGUAGCUUGCAUUGUGAACAUUGUUUAAUCGACUUGUAUGUAAAGAUUCUAUUGUGUAUUCUGAGCCAAAAUAACAAAUAAAGUUGUAUGAAUAAUCAACAA
This is a messenger RNA of Stegostoma tigrinum, 1942 nucleotides long. Its product is annotated as regulator of G-protein signaling 13-like. The transcript is spliced from 5 exons. The coding region runs from base 224 to 859 and encodes 211 amino acids. The record is from RefSeq and is a predicted model, not a curated record. NCBI's taxonomy places the organism in Eukaryota, Metazoa, Chordata, Chondrichthyes, Orectolobiformes, Stegostomatidae.